Filobasidium floriforme is the source of this 1245-nucleotide messenger RNA. RefSeq lists its product as uncharacterized. The transcript has 4 exons. Lineage: Eukaryota; Fungi; Basidiomycota; Tremellomycetes; Filobasidiales; Filobasidiaceae. The record is from RefSeq and is a predicted model, not a curated record. The coding region runs from base 382 to 1203 and encodes 273 amino acids.
CGAACGGGGAACGUCGCAAGCAAAGAGAGGCAGAACGGCAUCUCGCCGCGGGUCCGGCAGGUCGGUGUGCCAAGACCGAACGAAUCAGGGGUCCAACUUACCCAAACACUUGCCGAAGCAGCCUCAUCGACUCGAGCUGUUGUAUUGACGAUCACAUGCCGAAUUGUCCUUGGCCAGGAACUUGGGUAUGACCAUUACCGAAUCUGAGCUUGCCGAUAGAGUCAGCGCAACAAGAGCAGCGUCGUGGCCAUCAACUCGCUCAGCAAGCCGGCCACCACGCCAAGGCAUGGUGUCCCUCUGCCGAACCGGUCAGGAUCGCUCGCCCAUUCCAAGUUGGCGACGAUCUUUCUUCAAUACGUACAUAUAACGAGGUCGCCGUUGAUGAUGAUGGUGCGAUCAAAGCUGGAAACGCUACACAGCGUACGGCUUCCACAUCGAAUCAACAAACACACCCAACAUAUCCACGAUCAUACAACCACAGCGAUGCGAGCAGCAAUCAAGCACCACCUGAACGUCAACCUUCUGGUCGUCCUAUUCCUCGUCUCCGUCAUUGGUGCCGCCAUCUCCGGCAGCUUUAUCCGUUACACCACCUCAAACUUCUGGGGCGAGUCGGUCGGGCCGUGUAAGCUCAGGACGGGCAGUUUCUUGUGUCCCGAUACCGCAGCACUGACCAGAUGGCGUCUAACCCUUUCAGUGUAUAACGACAGGACCGGUCGAUGGUACUACUCGCAAGGGACUAUCGGUCAUCGAUAUUAUCACGCUACCGGCGCCAUCCUAGCGGGGUUCAUUUUGAUCUGGAUUGCCAGCGCGUCAUUCUUGGUCGCCAACCUCGGCACGAUCGGACGAAGCGAGAACAGACUUACUGGGCUAGGCUUCGAGUGCGGCAGCCUGCUGCCCGGCUGGACUGUACUCUUGAUCGGCGUCGCCGUCUUCACCACUAAUGUUCAAUGGCAGCGAUGUAUCAGCCAACAGUUCUGCGGACUAGCUCGGGCGACACUAGGUGUUGCAUGGGGAACGGUGGGAGUCACCUUGCUUGCGAUCUCGUGCUUGAUCUACCUCGGUCGGUGUCGCUCUCCAAUCGACAACCGGACUGGAUGGUGCCGAUCCACUCUGGCCGGGAUGCAAGAGGAAGCGGACCCGCUCCGGACGGGCAAGAGAGACCGCCUUCCCAGCAACGACGGUGCGGAGCCCCAAGGCAUUUGAUGUAUCGAGCGCUUCACAAUGACCAGUAGGUGAUGAUCGGAG